AUGCCUUUUUUACUUUACAUAUCUUAUUUGGUAGGCCAAAAGCACCUCUUGAAAAGUAUUGUUAGGCGAAAGCCGGCUCACGGUCAUAAUCAUCAACCUGAAGUCCAUAGUUCUUCUGUUGGUGCAUGUGUUGAGGUGGGGAAGUUUGGGCUUGAGGAAGAGGUUGAAAGACUUAAGCGAGACAAGAAUAUUCUUAUGCAGGAGCUUGUUAGGUUGAGACAACAACAGCAGAACACAGAGCAUCAAUUGCAAAAUGUAGGGCAAAAAGUGCAGGUGAUGGAGCAGAGACAGCAACAGAUGAUGUCUUUUCUUGCCAAGGCCAUGCAAAGUCCUGGCUUCCUAAACCAGCUAGUGCAGCAGCAGAGUGAAAGUAACCGGCGGAUUGCUGGAGGCAAUAAAAAAAGGAGACUUCCCAGACAAGAUAAGGAAAAUCCCAGUGGCCAUGGUGUUGGCUGUCCUAAUGGACAGAUUAUUAAGUAUAAGCCUUCAAUUAAUGAGGCAGCAAAAGCAAUGCUGCAUCAAAUCUCGAAGUUGAACACAUCAGCUAGGCUGGAAUCAUCAGUGAACAACCCCGCAAGUUUUCUUAUCAAUGAUAUUCCUUCUUCUAGUGUGCUAGAAAAUGGGAGCUCCUUGAAUGGUGUUUCUGGAGUGACAUUAUCGGAGGUUCCACCAAUUUCUGCACAAUCUUUUAUGUCAACUGAAUCAAGAUUUCCUGCCAGUUGCAUAGCUACUUCAGUUUCUGAGUUGCAAUCCUCCCCUCAUAUGGUAACUGAUUCUCCCAAAGCAGGUCAAAUUCCUGAAAUGAAUGUCCAUCAUUCUCGAGACGAAAUAGUUCUGCCGGGUUCAACUCAGAUGCAAGAUAAUAUGCUGGGAACCACCAUUGGAGCCUCUGACACAAACUUCAUGGUGUCUGAGGCUGGGAAUCCAGAGUAUAUGGAUAGAAUUUCAGCUGUCUUGGAUGGAACAGAUGCUAUAGAAACUGAUUUUGUCUCUGAGGACCAUGAUCUGGCCAUCUUUCUUGAUGGGGCUACUCAGCUUCCUGGAAUCAAUGAUGCUUUCUGGGAGCAAUUUCUUGCAGCAAGCCCGUUACCUGUGGACACAGAUGAAAUUAGUCCUACAUCGUCGGAAAGUGUAACAAUGAAAUAUCAAUUGCAGUCAAGUGAGAAUGGAUGGGACAAGAUUCAACAUAUAAAUCAUCUGACUGACAAAAUGAGUCUUCUCACCUCAGAGUCUCAAAAAGGAUGAUUUCAUGUGUUAUUCCUUGCUGUUUGGAGAGGUUGAUUUCUAUGCUGUCAGGCAGAUAAAGCUUCGGUUAAACGUCAAGAUGCGGUGAGGAGUCUAGGAAAUCGUUUUUUUUUCACCCUUAUGUUCUGUACUUAUAUUCCAUGUUUAUGUCGUGAGAGAGAUUAAAAGGAUAAAACUUUCUGCUUGGUCUAAGAAUAUUAUGUAAGAAUGUAUCUCAGUAGCAAAGUGGGUGGCAACUCAUGGGCUAACAAAUGCUUGCAUGCUACUUAUUUGAGGCAUCCGUGUUUGUGCAUAACGUGUAAUUUGAGGCAUCCGUGUUUGCAUCCGUAUAUUGAUGAGACUGACUGAAGGAGAAUAUAAGAAGCUAUUAUAUUA
Messenger RNA from Carica papaya (papaya), 1620 nucleotides. Lineage: Eukaryota; Viridiplantae; Streptophyta; Magnoliopsida; Brassicales; Caricaceae. The record is from RefSeq and is a predicted model, not a curated record.